Molecule: messenger RNA, 2013 nt
Organism: Scomber japonicus (chub mackerel)
Lineage: Eukaryota; Metazoa; Chordata; Actinopteri; Scombriformes; Scombridae
Gene: fermt1
Product: FERM domain containing kindlin 1
Exons: 15
Coding region: 1-2013 (670 amino acids)
Biological process (GO): cell-matrix adhesion; integrin-mediated signaling pathway
Cellular component (GO): focal adhesion
Molecular function (GO): integrin binding
Source: RefSeq, a predicted model, not a curated record
AUGAUCACAGCUGCAGAAUAUGGAGACACAUCAUGGGAGCUGUCCGUGCAUGUGGAUCAAAAAGAUGGAGAUGAAUCUAUGAGAUUUAAACUGAGGGUGAAGGGCGAUUUGCACAUUGGGGGCCUCAUGCUCAAGCUGGUGGAGAAGAUCAAAGCCCCUCAGGACUGGUCAGAUCAUGCCCUGUGGUGGGAACAGAGAAAAUGCUGGCUGCUGAAGACCCACUGGACAUUGGACAAAUAUGGAGUUCAGGCGGACGCUGACCUGCGCUACACACCCCAGCACAAACCCCUGUUGCUGCAGCUCCCCAAUAUGAAAACCAUCAAAAUGACUGUCAGCUUCUCCUGUGUCGUCUUCAAAACAGUGACAGAGAUCUGUCAAAUACUCAACAUCAGGAGGCCAGAGGAACUGUCCCUGCUGAAGCCUCCAGAUGAUCCCUCCAAGAAGAAGAAGAAGAAGGACAAGAACUCUGUACAGCAUGACAUAUGGGACAUUGAAUUGCCCGGAUCAUCAGGUACUAUGAAAUACAUACCUGUUUCACAAGCCAUGUACAGUAAGACCAUGACAGCAACCUACGACCCUGAGAACGGGAUGCCAGUGUCUGCCACAAGCCUUUGGUUUGGAGAAAACCCUUUAGCUGAAUGCCUGCCCAACUUACCACCUGCUGAGCUGGCCAAGAUAUACCAGCCGCUGUCACUGGUGGACAAAGCAAUCAACAAUGCAGGGUGGUUGGACUCAUCCCGUUCUCUUAUGGAGCAAGACAUUCAAUAUGAAGACAAGCUAUUGUUGCGCUUUAAGUACAAUGUCUUCUUCGACCUCAACCCUAAAUACGAUGGUGUCAGGAUAACCCAGCUGUAUGAACAAGCUCGCUGGUCCGUCCUGCUUGAGGAGAUAGAUUGCACUGAGGAAGAAAUGCUGAUGUUUGCUUCACUACAGUAUCACAUUUGUAAACUGACAAUGUCAAGUGAGCCACUGGACCACUCUAACGAACCAGAAAUAGAUGAAGUAGAGGCUGCCCUAUCCAACCUGGAGGUGACACUUGAAGGCGGACACACAGACAGAAUUCUGGAAGACAUUACAGACAUUCCAGAGCUGGCAGAUUCCCUCCGGCUGUUUAGACCGAAAAGACUAACACUCCGGCCUUACAAAGAGUACUGGUUUGUAUUCAAGGACACCACCAUCUCCUACUACAAGAACAAGGAGGUGUCCAACGGGGAACCCAUAGAUCAGUUUCACCUUCGAGGCUGUGAGGUAGUCCCUGAUGUCAAUGUCACAGAUAAGAAGUUUGGCAUCAAGCUCCUGCUCCCAGUUGCUGAUGGGAUGAAUGAGGUGUACAUCCGAUGUGACAACGAAACACAGUAUGCAAAGUGGAAGGCAGCAUGUAUCCUAGCCUCCAAAGGUAAGACAAUGGCCUACAGCUCCUACAAGUCAGAAGUGAAGAACAUCCAGUCGUUCCUGCAAAUGAAGAGCUUGGCACCCCCUCCUGGCCAAGCAGCUCCAGACCUUGAUGCUAUGGAGAUGAAUGCUGAAUGUUUUGUUUCUCCACGCUACGCCAAGAAGCACAAGACCAAACAGCUGACAGCACGAAUCCUGGAGGCCCAUCAGAACAUUGCACGGCUGUCCCUAAUGGAGGCCAAGAUGCGCUUCAUCCAGGCCUGGCAGUCACUCCCAGAGUUUGGUAUCAACUACUACAUUGUCAGAUUUAAAGGCGGUAAGAAGGAUGAGAUUCUUGGGAUCUCAUAUAACCGUCUGAUUCGUCUUGACAUGUCCUCUGGCCUGCCUGUCACCACAUGGAGGUUCGCCAAUAUGAAACAGUGGAACGUCAACUGGGAGAUAAGACAGGUGACCAUAGAGUUCGACCAGAAUGUGACAAUAGCCUUCUGCUGUUUGAGCUGUGACUGCAAGGUGGUCCAUGAGUUCAUUGGCGGUUACAUCUUUCUCUCCACACGAUCUAAAGACCAGAACGAGACGCUAGAUGACGAACUUUUCCAUAAACUUACUGGAGGCCAAGAAUGA